UUCCGGAGUCCUCCCCGCCUCCUCGGAGCCCAACCAACCCCUUCGAAAGAAAAAAAAGUCCUUCUGAGUCUUAAAGGGGAAGUGAGUCAGUAGCGUGGAACCUCGCAGAUGGAGUCGCCGCCUCCGCCAGCGGAGCGAUGGUUUUGGACGGGACCGUUGUAAGUCCGAGGAAGGCGCUGGCCACUUCUCCCGGAAACCGCCCGGAGCCGAAGCAGACGAAAAUGUCCGCCGGGAGUAUCGAGGGGCAGUACCUGUACCGCCUGCCUGCGCACAUCACGACCGAGUUCUGCAAGGUUAUGGACAGCCUCGACAGAUCGGACUGGCUGCGUUUCGCCUCCAGGGUGCUGCACGACCAGGUGGACCUGCGCCUGGCGGAGCGCAGCGAGAGGCCGACGGACUGCGUGCUGCACCGCUGGGGGGUGCAGAACGGCACCGUGGGGGAGCUGCUGCACGUGCUCAACGACCUCAAGCUGCUGCGCGCCCGAGACAUCAUCCUGCGCUGGAGCCCGGUGCCCCCCAGUGACCGACCAGCCCCCACACCGUGGCCACAGCCGCCCCCCAAGCCCAGUUUUUCCGACCAGCUGUUCAGCCCCCCUCUGAAGGACCAGCACCAGAAACCCCAGAGUAACAUGGAGACCCGCCCUCUGACACCACCAGUGCCAAGGCCUCUGCCCAGACCUGGGCCCCCGCCUUCUGCUCUCAGGACGGACGGAGAGAAGCGGCUGGAAGACCUGGACAGUCCGCCCAGACCCCCGGAGUGGCCCACCGGGGUGGGAGGGCCCCCCACCAGUGAUCCCAGCUGUGACACCCAGCUGGUGCACAGCGCCCUCUGCUGGCCGCUGGAGGAGGUGCUGCGCGGGACGGAGAAUUUCUCCAAGCGGCUGUGCAUCGGCGAGGGGGGCUUCGGCCACGUGUUCCGCGCCACCAUGAGGAACACGGACUACGCCGUGAAGAAGCUCAAAGAGGACUCGGAGAUGGACUGGAGUCUGGUGAAGCAGAGCUUCAGGACAGAAGUGGAGAAGCUCACCCAAUACCGACACCCCAACAUCGUGGAUUUCGGGGGGUACUGCAUGGAACGAGGGGUCUACUGCCUGGUGUAUGUGUUCAUGCCCAACGGGUCGCUGGAGGACUGGCUGCAGAGCAAGACCGGCGGCGCCCUUUCCUGGCAGCAGCGCGUCCGCGUCCUGCUGGGCUCGGCCAAGGCCAUCCAGUUCCUGCACGAGAGCACGCCGGCGCUCAUCCACGGCGACGUCAAGAGCUCCAACAUCCUGCUGGCCGAGGGCCUGGAGCCGAAGCUGGGCGACUUCGGGCUGGCCCGCCUCUGCCGGGCCCCCCCGGUCCGCGGGGCCGCCACCAGCUCGGUGGUCCGGACGCAGAAGGUGCGCGGCACGCUGGCCUACCUGCCCGAGGAGUACAUCCUGACCGGAGAGCUGGGCGUGGAGAUCGACACCUACAGCUUCGGAGUGGUGCUGCUGGAGCUGCUCACAGGGCGGAGAGCACUGGAGACUGACGGCACCUCGCGGACCAGAUACCUGGAUGGAGGGGCACCAGGAGCCUAUCCCAGCAAGCAGCGGGAGCAAGGCAGGGGGCGCGGCGUCAGGCCGUUGGUCACGGAGGCGGGGCGAGACGGGGUGGCGGACGAGGAGAGUACCGGCAGGUUCGCCCAGGGGCGUCGGUUCGCUCCCCCGCCCUGUGUUGUUGUCGUGUGUUGCCACGGCGCCGCGCUCCAGCUUUGCUCUUUGUCCCCGACCUCCUUCCUGGCUUUUUUCUCCUGUUCGCCCUUCCGCUCCUCCUCCCUCGGAGCUCUCCUCUUCCUCUUCCUCUGGUGUGGAACCCCUGCUCCUGGGCGCUUGGCCGCGGCGAUAGGGGCGUCCGGGCCGCGGCAGGGGAUCGUGAUGAAUCCAGCCAAGGAGAGGUUCUUCCACAAGCUGGCCCUGUACGAAGAAGGGAGGAUCCCCAGCGCCGAGCUGCUCUCCUCCUCCGCGGACAGCGGCGGCGAGCUCAGGCGGCCGGAGGAGAGCGACGAGUUUGACUGCUGACGGCGGGAGGAGCCCGGGCCUGUGUGUGAUCGUCUCUCGGACCCCACGCCCACCCACGCGCCCGCCCGUACGCAGGGCAGCGUGUGGGUGUGUGGCACAGGAAGAUGGACGACGGGACUCGAAAUCCAGAUUUUGAUGAAGACUUCGAAUCUUGGCGUUCAGCUCUGGUUCUGCCCGUUUCUCGCCGUCUGCGCCUGUGUGUAGGCCGGCUGUGCCGCGCGCACGUCACCUGGUACUUCUGGAGAGUCACGGGGACUCCCCGACCCCUCUGACACGCUGGCGGAGCGCCGAGCUGCUGCAGGUUCCUCUCCGUGCUGAGUCCGGCUCGCAAGCCCUCGGACGACGCGGCGCGGUGCAGAAUUGGCCACGGAGUACUGGGCUCACACUGGAAGGAGCUCAUCCCCACAGAGGGAAUGGAAUCGCAGACCGGGAGCAGAAAGACGGCGGUAUUUCCGUGCGCGACGCUGUGCCGUUUGUGGGAAGGACAAGCUGGGAAGAAGUUCCGUGUUCCCGGAGCACGAUGGCCUCGAUCACGCCUCCUGGGAGAACCAGCAUCGGCGUUGAUUCAGAAUCCCCCCCCAGCAUUUGUGCAGAUCUCCAGCCUGGCCAGUCUGGAGUGGUGUCAGGCGGGGGGCUCUGAGGGGGGAGGUGCUGCUGUAUUCAUCUUGAACACUAUGUCCAGCCCUGCCGCCCCCCCGGGAGAAGAGGAGCGCGGAGCAGUGCCCAGGGGAACACCCGGGAGAAAGGUCUCUGCCCCGAGGGGUAGGUGUUGGGA
Messenger RNA from Lepisosteus oculatus (spotted gar), 2814 nucleotides. NCBI's taxonomy places the organism in Eukaryota, Metazoa, Chordata, Actinopteri, Semionotiformes, Lepisosteidae. The record is from RefSeq and is a predicted model, not a curated record.